Molecule: messenger RNA, 144 nt
Organism: Penicillium arizonense
Lineage: Eukaryota; Fungi; Ascomycota; Eurotiomycetes; Eurotiales; Aspergillaceae
Exons: 2
Coding region: 1-144 (47 amino acids)
Source: RefSeq, a predicted model, not a curated record
AUGGCACCGUUCAUUGGUACAAAAGGUGAUAUGUUCGAACAGGCUGCGACAGAGACAACGCAUGAAGAGCCUUUAUUAACAUCUAAGAGUACGCAUCCUAUGAUCAAGCCUCGCUCUUCGGAAACCAGGAUCCUCCGCGAAUAG